GACUCUUUUGUGUACUUGUUAUGGACAUGAUUUCGUGCCGAUUUUGUAAUUUUGUAAUAAUUAUAGAUUUAUAUUAAUAAAUAGAAGCUUGUCAGGUAUAGCGCCACAAAAACAAUUAAUCUAAUCAAAAGCCUUAUUUUUAUUACAUUGUUAGUUGAAUAUUGAAGAUGCCUCCUUUAGAAGUAGCAAAUGCUGCUACGGAAGAGUCUGCCCCCACAAAUCCAGUGGUGGGCAUUAUUUAUCCGCCCCCGGAAGUUAGAAACAUAGUCGACAAAACUGCUAGUUUUGUAGCUAGAAAUGGUCCAGAAUUUGAAGCCAGAAUCCGGCAGAACGAAUUGGGAAAUCCAAAGUUUAAUUUUUUAAAUACCGGAGAUCCCUAUCAUGCCUAUUAUCAGCAUAAAGUUAACGAAUUUAAGGAGGGGAAAGGUCAAGAACCGACCAUAUCACAUGGUGUGUCCAAGCUCACUGUUUCGGCCAGUGCCCAACAGAAACAGCAUGAAAUACUUAAACAAGUGGAACAGCCUUUUGUUCCUAAAGAUCCACCUUCUGAGUUUGAAUUUAUAGCUGAUCCACCAUCUAUAUCAGCAUUGGAUUUGGAUAUAGUAAAAUUGACUGCUCAGUUUGUGGCAAGAAAUGGACGAGCUUUUCUAACACAACUCAUGAAUCGUGAACAGAGAAACUUUCAGUUUGAUUUUUUGAGACCUCAACAUUCACUGUUUCAGUAUUUUACCAAGUUACUGGAACAAUACACCAAGGUUCUAAUCCCACCAAAAACGAUGCAACAAAAACUGAAAGAGGAAGUCAGAAGUACCAAAACCGUUCUGGAACAGGUGAAGUACCGGGCGGAAUGGCAAAAGUACCAGGAAGCCCAGAAAGCCAAAGAAGAAGAGAUAUUGGAAAGAGAAAGAAUCGCGUACGCUCAAAUCGAUUGGCAUGAUUUUGUAGUUGUUGAAACUGUCGAUUAUCAGCCGUUUGAAAUUGGAAAUUUUCCACCUCCCACAACACCGGAAGAGGUGGGGGCAAGAAUUCUAAUUCAAGAACGGCUUGAAGAUGGGGACGAUAUUGAGAUGCAACUGGAAAGCGACGAAGAAGAUGGUGGUCAGGAGGAUCAAAGUUUAAGCUAUAUGGAAGAUCGUACCAAUACGAACAGAAAAGAUGCGAGGGAUAAUAAUCAAGUGCAAGAUAUGGACGAGGAGAGUUCAGAUGAUGAAGAUCAGGAUAAACGUUCAGAUCAACCGUCAAUUCAGCCUCCACUACCGCCAGUUCCCGAUAAAGUUUUGGUUAAGAAAUACGAUCCUAAGCAAGCUCCUAAAGUCACUCGGCCGACUGUUGGUGACGAUUAUCUAGUAUCACCAAUCACUGGGGAGAAAAUUCCAGCUAGCAAGGUGCAGGAGCACAUGCGUAUUGGUCUGCUGGAUCCCAGAUGGGUGGAGCAAAGAGAUAAACACGUUACUGAUAAGAUGAACCAAGACACGGUGUACGCCCAAGGUACCGCCAUCGAGGCCAGCUUGAAACUGUUGGCCGAACGUCGUACCGAUAUUUUCGGCGUGGGCGACGAGGAAACCGCCAUAGGAAAGAAGAUCGGCGAAGAGGACAUCCGCAAAGACGAGAAGGUCACCUGGGACGGCCACACCUCCAGCGUGGAGGCGGCUACUAGAGCGGCCAGAGCCAACAUUACUCUGGAAGAGCAAAUUCAUCAGAUCCAUAAGGUAAAAGGUCUCUUGCCGGACGAGGAGAAGGAAAAAAUCGGACCGAAGAACGUUACCGGGGGAAGUAAGAUGAAAGGUACCGGUCAGAUGAUCAAGCCACCGCCUCCGCCUCAGCUGCAAGCUCCGAAAGCAACCAUUGUAACCGUACCUCCGCAGCCUAUUCUGGCUCCACAACCGCCGAUUAUGAUGAUGGCUGCUCCGCCUAUGCCUCCGAUGCGUCCGUCUUUAAUGGUUCCAACACAUCCUCCAAUGGCCGGUUUUGUAACACCUCUACCUCCACCUCCAAUGGGUCCUCCAGUAACCAUGCCCAUGAAGCAUCCUAGCGAGGUGCAACUGGAUGAUGAACCUAGCAACAAAAAAAUGCGAAACGAGGACUCCCUGGUACCCGAAGAGGUGUUCUUGGCCAGAAACCCAAGUCCAGUAAUGGUGAAAGUUACUAUCCCGAUGAUGCCGGAAAAAUCCGAAUGGAAACUAAGUGGUCAAGUGUUGAAUUUUACUCUACCCUUGGGAGAGUCUGUGGCUAAUUUGAAGGCUAAGAUCCAGGAGGAGAUAAGUAUGCCGCCGGCUAAGCAGAAGUUGUUCUUUGAUGGCAUGUUCUUCAAAGAUUCAAACACGCUGGCUUAUUACAACAUCACUCCAGCGGCUGUCAUUCAACUUCAGGUGAAGGAAAGAGGCGGAAGGAAAAAAUAAUUUCGACAAAAAGGUUUCAAUGUCGUAUAUUUUUAUUUGUAAGGUUAUUAAGAUAAAUAUUUUAGUUUAAUAAAAACAAAUAGUUAAAGUGUAACUGAAUAACUAAUAUUGUAAAACUGCGGUUUGUCAUUUUAUUCUUCGGCUUAGAAUUAUUAAAGUAAAAAAAUAGAAAUA
Messenger RNA from Sitophilus oryzae (rice weevil), 2573 nucleotides. It is a transcript of the gene Sf3a1, whose product is annotated as splicing factor 3A subunit 1. Gene Ontology annotation, biological process: regulation of alternative mRNA splicing, via spliceosome; mRNA cis splicing, via spliceosome. The transcript is spliced from 9 exons. Lineage: Eukaryota; Metazoa; Arthropoda; Insecta; Coleoptera; Curculionidae. Bases 168 to 2399 code for a protein of 743 amino acids. Gene Ontology annotation, cellular component: U2 snRNP; U2-type prespliceosome; catalytic step 2 spliceosome. Gene Ontology annotation, molecular function: RNA binding; protein binding. The record is from RefSeq and is a predicted model, not a curated record.